Clupea harengus (Atlantic herring) is the source of this 2355-nucleotide messenger RNA. RefSeq names its product microtubule-associated protein 1 light chain 3 alpha (gene map1lc3a). NCBI's taxonomy places the organism in Eukaryota, Metazoa, Chordata, Actinopteri, Clupeiformes, Clupeidae. The record is from RefSeq and is a predicted model, not a curated record.
CAUCUAUGGAUCUAAUCCUUUGGCCGUGCGCUGUCCCUUUAACACUUCGUGACGUCACGGUCUUCGUCUGUUCUAUUGUCCCAGCCUGUUUUGGUACAGUGAGUUCAGAGCAUAAACGUUGAAGACGGCAAGACUUUAAUCAAGGGAAAUAGCAAGGAAAACAACUUGUCCAGAAGUAUUUUAAGCGACCUCCUUUGUUUUCCAAUAAGCAACAGUGAUGCCAUCCGACAGACCUUUUAAGCAAAGACGGACAUUUGCGGACAGGUGCAAAGAGGUGCAGCAAAUCCGGGAGCAGCACCCAAACAAGAUUCCGGUUAUCAUCGAGCGUUACAAGGGCGAGAAACAGCUGCCAGUCUUGGACAAAACAAAGUUCCUGGUGCCCGAUCACGUCAACAUGAGCGAGCUGGUGAAGAUCAUUAGGCGCAGACUGCAGCUCAACCCUACCCAGGCCUUCUUCCUACUGGUCAACCAGCACAGCAUGGUCAGUGUGUCCACCUCCAUCUCUGAGAUCUACGAGCAGGAGCACGAUGAGGAUGGCUUCCUCUACAUGGUGUACGCCUCCCAGGAGACCUUUGGUUGUUAGGGAGGGGUCUGGCCAAGAGCGAUCGGGGGAGGGUAGGGUAGGGUGGGAUGGGGUCGGGGAGGUGGAGGGGAUGAGAAGGAAAUAAUGCAGAGAGAGGUGAGGCACGAGCCUGAGUGCUUUGACAGACCAGCCCCCUUUUUCUUUCUGUCUUUCUCUGUCACUCCCUCGCUCUCCCACUCUCUCUCACUCUCCUGAUCUCUGUCACUUCCUGCAGUUUCUCUUGAGAUGCUGCCAAUAAAAAAGCAACAUCCUCAUUACGUUUAUUCACACUACGUGCAUACGUAAGCACUACUGCUAUUUGUGCAAGUCUACCCUCUGCUGUUUGACAUUCUACUCAAGUCCCCACCCUCUCUUUCUCCCCCCUCCCACUUAGUUAAACUGAUUUGGGUGUAUUAAGUAGGGAUGCAUUUUCCUAACGUCUUUAUUUUGUUGCAAUAUAGCCCCAGUAAUGGUUUUGUUUCGAUAGCCAGGAAAUCUUUUGAUAGGGGGCAGUUCUAUAAAUAGCAGCGACAUGCCUCAUGUCUUCUUGUAAAUAGGUCAGACAAAGACACGUUGAUCUCUGUCUCCAUUUAUUUUCUGUUUCCAUUUCUGUUUUGUUUUAGCUCUUGCAUUUGUCUGUCCGCUUUGUAGCUAUGCCACGUGCUUCUAGGUGCUGUCAAAAACCAACGGUUGGUGAUCCUGGCAUGACGUUUAUUCUUCUGUCUCAGAGCCAUGCGCAAACCUUCAGAGGAUGCAGCUCUGAUUGAUUCAGCUGUGUAGUCAGCCUAACUUAACCUUGGAGUCCUUGACUUGCCUCAACACGGUCAAUCAGGAAGGGCGCUAUAGCCCUGGCUGAUGGAGGUUUGUAAUGCAUACACUUGAAGCUAAAUGGUUGAAAGAGAAAAGGGCUGACGGUUAACUGCUGAUGAAAUCGAAGCGCAUCCUCUUUUUGCUUCUUUAGUUCAACAACUAAUCGUAUCCCGUAUUGUAUAUAAACAGCCUCUUUAGACAUAACACGUGCUUAAAGUGGCAUCUGCAUCAAGACAAAACAAUCCCAAGUAAUUUUUUUAAUAACACUCCUAAUCUUUUGAGAGUCCUCAUUCCUUUGUCUUUUGAAAGCGUUUGUGUCUAUCCUGCGCGUGAGUGAGAGCAGUGUGAUACGGCAAGGGCUCAUUGAGAGGAUGUCUGAUGCACCUUUAGACUUUUACAUGCUAGCUUCAUCUCCGUCUGCAGUAACCCCAGCUAGCCAACGUGAACACUAGAGGCGGUCUGAUUCUUGACUCUUGAGUGUGGGAGGGAGAUGCUUACCUAAUACAUAACUUUGCGUUGAGUGACGUCAGCCGAUCUGCUCUAUAAUGUAGGAAACAAAACAAAAAAUACAUGCUUUUUUUGCACAAAAAAAAACUGUUAAAAAGAUAAACUGUAUUAAAUCUAGAGAAGAAAGAAUUACAAUAGCACAUAAUGGUAUUCUAUUUUGUAUCUGCUUCUUUCCUUGGGACACCAUAUGAUAAGUAUGCCUUCUGUCAGAACUUUAUAAUUGAAGGGUUUGUGGUUCACUACUUACCUGCAUGUUUCUUUUCUCUACUUGUUUUUUAUAUAUUGAUUUACGCUAUAGAUUUGGUAAUUAUUUUAACUUUAUUUAAAGAGAAAAUGAAAGUCUUUUUAGAUGUGUCCAACCAAAUGUAAAAAAACAAAAACAAAAAAACGACGACCCUGAAACCUGUAUGUGUACUGUAUGUAUGGUUGAAAUGUUUGAAACACAAAUGUGUGUGUAUAAACCAUUAUAUAAGCAA